Necator americanus (New World hookworm) is the source of this 2283-nucleotide messenger RNA. RefSeq lists its product as uncharacterized. The record is from RefSeq and is a predicted model, not a curated record. Gene Ontology annotation, biological process: carbohydrate metabolic process. The transcript has 21 exons. Lineage: Eukaryota; Metazoa; Nematoda; Chromadorea; Rhabditida; Ancylostomatidae. The coding region runs from base 1 to 2283 and encodes 760 amino acids.
AUGCGUACCUUGCGGGUCCUAGCCACUUUUUCGCUGUUUCCCGUUCGCAGAUUUUUGAAGGACCGGAUAUUGACGUGCGCGCAUAACUUAAAGAUGUCUACCAAUCCAUCAUUCAAGAACAAACUUUCCAACGAAAAGUCUCCAUAUCUUCUCCAGCAUCAGCACAAUCCUAUCGAAUGGUACCCAUGGGGCCCUGAAGCGUUCCAGAAAGCAAGAGAACUAAAUCGUCCCAUUUUUCUCUCAGUGGGCUAUUCGACCUGUCACUGGUGUCAUGUUAUGGAGAAAGAGUCAUUCGAAAAUGAGGACAUCGCUCGAUACCUUAACAACCAUUUCGUUAGUAUAAAGGUCGAUCGCGAAGAACGUCCUGAUGUCGACAAACUUUACAUGUCAUUCAUUCAGGCAUUGUCUGGUUCAGGCGGUUGGCCCAUGACUGUUUUUCUAACACCUGAUUUGGACCCAAUCACUGGCGGUACAUAUUUUCCACCUCAUGAUUCAGUAGGAUCUAUGGGGCUAACGUCAGUGCUACGAUUGGUAACUGAAAAUUGGAGCGAUAGGCGCACCAGAGAGGCGAUGGGCGGACAAGGGAAAAUGAUUACAGAUGCACUAAAAAAAGGUUAUGUUUAUACUCACGGCGAUGCGCCUCCGCUGGAUCCUGUGCUUGCAGGUGCCUUUAAGUAUAAAACAUCGAAUUUCGACGAAAAAUACGGUGGAUUCGGCAACGCGCCAAAGUUCCCUAAGGCUUGCGAUCUCGAAUAUCUAAUUUACCAUCUCUGCUGGUCUAAAGUAGAUUCAGAACGAGAACUGUGCCGUCAUAUGCUUGAUGUUACGUUGGAUGCAAUGGACAGAGGAGGAAUCCAUGAUCACAUUGGAAAGGGCUUCCAUCGUUACUCUGUAGAUGAAGAAUGGCAUGUUCCACAUUUUGAGAAAAUGCUCUAUGACCAAGCUCAGUUACUUGGAGUUUAUGCGGAUGCAUGCAGAGUUUGUGGAGAUAAGUACAAACACGUCGUUAAGGAUAUUGCUGAAUACAUGGAAGAGUGUCUUUCACAUGAGGAAGGAGGGUUUUACGCAGCGGAAGAUGCAGAUUCGUUACCAACGGCCGACUCAACUGAGAAAAAAGAAGGCGCAUACUUUGUGUGGGAAAGAUCUCAGGUAGAGGAGCUAUUGAAAGACCAGAAAAUUGGUGACCAUCCCGCAGGUGAAGUUUUUUGCGAGUAUUUCAACAUUGAAAAGGACGGAAAUGUUUCUAGUUCAAAGGAUCCUCACGGAGAGCUAGUGCAUAAAAAUGUGUUGAGAAUGAAAAGAUCGCAUGAUUACUACGAGAAUCGAUUUGCUGUCUCAAGUGAUGUGCUUUCAGAAGGUAUAAGUCGAGCCAAGGCCACUCUUGCUGAAUUUCGAUCGCAUCGACCUCGUCCUCAUCUGGACUCGAAGAUGGUGACAGCUUGGCAAGGGUUAGCCAUUUCUGGGUUGUCCAAGGCUGCUGUUGCCCUCCAACUUCCAGCUUACAUCGAACGAGCAGUAAAAACAGUAGAAUUUGUAAAGAAAUAUCUAAUGGACGAAGAUGGUCAAUUACUGCGAGCAGCUUAUAGAGGAGAGGAUGGAAGUGUGCAAAACACAUCUGCUCCAGUUCCUGCAUUCUCUGAUGACUAUGCAUUCCUCAUCCAAGGUUUAUUGGAUCUCUAUCAAGUUAAACCAGAUUUAGAGUUAUUGAAAUUGGCAGAGCGUUUACAAGAUGAUAUGGACUCCAAAUUUUGGGAUACUGAAACUGAGUCUGGUUACUAUAUCGGGAGUGAUCAAGGAGAUGUGAAGGUACGCGUCAUGGAAGAUCAAGAUGGCGCCGAGCCUUGCGCUAAUUCUGUAGCUGUUGGGAAUCUGGUUCGUCUCUAUGACUACUUCGAGGCAACAGAAUAUAAGCGGAAGGCAGAGAAAAUUGUUGCCGCUUCUUCGAGCAGGCUCAUAAAAUAUCCAUUUAUUCUGACAAAAAUGAUUUCUGGUUACCAUCGAAUGGUAAAGGGUUCAGCAGAGAUAAUGAUUGUCGGUAAGGCCUCAGACGAAAAAGUAGCGGCUUUCCGGAAGGAAAUUGACUCGCACCAUAUAUGGAACAAGCUGCUUCUGUUUCUAGAUCCAACUGAAGACAAUUCAUUCAUUACCGACCAGUGUUCGACUUAUGCUGAAAUGCUAAAAACCAAUGAGCCUACAGUGUUCAUCUGCCGUAAUUUUGCAUGUGGAGCUCCUAUAACCGGCUUAGCCGAACUGAAGUCGCAGUUGGAAGGACUUGCAUCUUAA